Aspergillus calidoustus is the source of this 957-nucleotide messenger RNA. Lineage: Eukaryota; Fungi; Ascomycota; Eurotiomycetes; Eurotiales; Aspergillaceae. The record is from the annotation of a GenBank genome assembly.
AUGCCAGAGGAAUUUGACGCGGAUGAUGCUGAUUUCGAGUCGGUGCUUCGUGCAGAAGCAGCUACUUCUACUCCAAGCCCUGCGAUUCCCACACCACAAAAUUUUCCUGAGCGACCACAACCGCCCAAAGUCGAGCAACCUAAGCCGCAGGCCCUCACAAGCAAAUCCGGUCCUUCAUCCAUCCUAGUUUCAACACGACAAAAAGGAAAUCCAAUACUGAAUCAUAUCAAGCUCUUACCAUGGGAGUACGCCGAUAUACCCGCUGACUAUGUCAUCGGGGCUACCACAUGUGCCCUGUUUCUAUCGCUAAAAUACCACCGCCUCCACCCUGAGUAUGUUUAUUCGAGGAUCCGCCCGCUUGCUGGAAAGUACCUACUACGCAUACUCUUGAUCAUAGUCGACAUUCCUAAUCAUGAAGAGAGUCUUAAGGAGUUGUCUAAAACAUCGAUCAUCAACAACCUCACCCUAAUCCUAUGCUGGUCCGCCCCCGAAGCCGCGCAUUACCUAGAGCUCUUCAAGUCAUGCGAACAUUCUCAGCCGACCGCUAUUCGCACACAGCAAGCACAAUCAUACAAAGACUCGCUUGUAGAGUUUGUUACGGUUCCCCGGAGCAUUAACAAAUCCGACGCAGCGAGUCUCAUAUCUACGUUCGGUAGCCUACAAAACGCAGUAAACGCCCAGCCCGAGCAGAUCAGUGCUGUUCCUGGGUGGGGUGAGAAGAAGGUUAAACAAUGGUGUAAUGCCGUGCGGGAAGAUUUCCGCGUUGAGAAGGCGAAGAAGAGGACAGCUCCGAAACGGACCGUGCCGGUCCGGCAUAGUCUGGACUCGAGCGAGGAGGAAAGUCUCUUUGUUGGGGCACAUGAACCGGUGGCACCGCGAUCUAAGGAUGGGCAAGAUGAAGAAAUGGAUGAAGGGAUUUCGGCUGCGCUGGCAAAGCUUCGCGAGAACGGCGGAUGA